Lagopus leucura (white-tailed ptarmigan) is the source of this 2235-nucleotide messenger RNA. It is a transcript of the gene CBARP, whose product is annotated as CACN subunit beta associated regulatory protein. Gene Ontology annotation, molecular function: transmembrane transporter binding. The record is from RefSeq and is a predicted model, not a curated record. Lineage: Eukaryota; Metazoa; Chordata; Aves; Galliformes; Phasianidae. Gene Ontology annotation, biological process: negative regulation of calcium ion-dependent exocytosis; negative regulation of voltage-gated calcium channel activity. The transcript is spliced from 8 exons. The annotation marks the transcript as partial. Gene Ontology annotation, cellular component: secretory granule; plasma membrane.
GCGCUGCCCGGCGAGGUGUCCCCCCAGGAUGGCUACGUGCUGCUGCUCGCCCUGCUCUCCAUCUUCAUCGGGGGAACGCUGGUGCUGCUCUCAGGGAUCCUGAUCAUCUGUCGCCGCUGCUGCGAGGCCGACCGCCGCCACUCCAGAGCCAGCGAUGACCCUGAGAAAACCACCACGACGUACCUGGAUGACUCGCAGCAGGCCCAGGAUAUCACUAUCAAAGUGGAGGACCCCGAGUGCCUGUCGGCCUCCAGUUACCGCGAUGCAGAGAGCGAGCGGUUCCUGUCCUCCAGCUCCUCCAGCGCACGCCGCGUCUCCUUCAACGAGGCCGCGCUGUAUGAGCAGGGCAAGAAGACCCAGGAGAAGGGGAGGAGGUACACGCUGACAGAGGGGGAUUUCCACCACCUGAAGAACGCCCGCCUGACGCACCUCCACCUGCCACCGCCCGCCCUUAAGAUCGUCACCAUCCAUGAGUGCGAGUCCAGCGAGAACAACCUGGCCAUGACCCCCCGCCGGCCCCCUCCCAAACCCGGCCUCGCCAUCUUCCAGCCCCCUGGAGGGGCCGUGCCGCAGCCCAGCCACACCGUGUGCCCCAGCUCAGCCCUGCCCGGGGACACCUACAACUCCACAGCGGGAGGGAGCCCCGCCACCUCCUCCGACUCUGGGGAGGGCCCUUCGUUCACCGCAGCGCCCCGAAGCGGGAAGGGGCCAAUUGCAGUCAGUGCCAGCCCUGGGGAUGCCCCCCCAGCCCCUACGCAGGGUCCGGUGCUGCAGUUCUUCACCCGCCUGCGCCGGCACGCCAGCCUGGAUGGGGCCAGCCCGUACUUCAGGAUCAAGAAAUGGAAACUGGAGAGCACCCAGCGGGCAUCCAGCCUGGACACGAGAGGGUCUCCCAAGCGCCGCCAGUUCCAGCGGCAGCGUGCAGCCAGUGAGAGCAUGGACCAGGAGGAUCGCGACCCCCACCAGACCGACAUCAUCCAAUACAUCGCCCACACCGACGACGUCGCCUUCCACCCCGCGGGCGGCCCCUUCCUGCCCUCCCCCAGCAGCCCCCCUCCCUCUCUCGGCAGGUUAGAACCGGGCGAGGACAGCCCCAGCGAGGCGGCGGCCCCGGAGCAGCGCAGCGUCGGCCACGACAUCUGGAGCCUUCGGGCCUCGCUGGAGCUGUACGCCGCGUCGGAGCGCAGCAACGACCAGGACUCGGUGCGCAGCGACGGCGCGGACAGCGUCUCGUCGGGCGGCGCGGCCCCCUGCCCCUCCUCCUCCCUGGACGAGGCCGAAGGCCCCGAGGAGAAGCUCUGGGCCCGGCCCAAGGCGGAGGAUUCGGAACCCGGCACGCGCAAGCUGCUGCAGAUGGACAGCGGCUACGCCUCCAUCGAGGCGCCGGGCCGGGGGAGCGAGGAGGGGCCGCCCGCGGAUCAAACGGCGUCGGAGAAACGGAUCUGCUUCACCAGCGCCGGGCGGAAAGGCACCAUCUUCGAGAGCUUCGAGGGCCGCGAGCCCGACGAGGAAGAGGAGGAGGAGGACGAGGAGGAGGAGGAGGAGGAAGCGCGGCGCGGCGCGGUGGGCGGGGGGGUUCCGGUGCGCACCCACAGCCCCCUGGCCUGGUCACCCUACGGGCAGAUGCUGGCGGGCCGGGACGCGCCGUCGCCGAGGAGGGAUUACAGCAUCGACGAGAAGACGGACGCGCUGUUCAACGCCUUCGUGCGGCACGACCCGCAGUUCGACGAAUCCCCGCCGCGCGGAAAACAUCGCUCCCGCACGCACCUCCGCAAGCAGUGGCAGCACGCCAAGCAGUACAGCGACCCGGGGGUUCGGUACCCCGCGUUGGAACGGCACCGCACCCCUCUGCGUCGCGGGGACAGCGCCAACUCCCCGCUGGACGCCCGAUUCCACGGGCCGCUGCCCCGCAUCGUCAGCGCCGGGGACGAAGAGGCGGCCGAGGCGGAAUCCGGCGCCGCUCCGCUGCCCGAACCCGAGAUUCAGGUGAUCGUGGAGGAGCCCGGAGAGGAGCACCGGACCGGGCCCGAGCGCGGAGGCGGGGAGGAAUGCCUCGGACCGGGGCGGUGCGUGGAGCCGCGUCCCGACGCGGAGCUGCUGGACAAGAUAGCGGGAGGCAUCGAGGAGCGGCUGUACGGGCAUCUGCGGAGGGAGGCGGAGGGGCUGCGGGCGGACACGGAGAGCGCGGUGGCCGUAACUGCCGGCGAUGCCCCCCCCGAGCGCAGCCCCGCGUAG